Sinocyclocheilus anshuiensis is the source of this 1333-nucleotide messenger RNA. RefSeq names its product putative ATP-dependent RNA helicase TDRD12. NCBI's taxonomy places the organism in Eukaryota, Metazoa, Chordata, Actinopteri, Cypriniformes, Cyprinidae. Bases 6 to 1238 code for a protein of 410 amino acids. Gene Ontology annotation, biological process: germ-line stem cell division. The record is from RefSeq and is a predicted model, not a curated record. The transcript has 11 exons.
GUGUUAUGGAGGUGCCGGAAAAAGGAGAGCAGCUGUUCAGCAGCGUCACUGCCUGCUUCAUAGACGAGGGCCGCACACAGGAAGUGAAGUCACACCAGCUUCUCCAACUUCCUCCUCAGUUCCAGGAUUUGCCCGGCCAGGCUGUUGAGAUCAUCCUGUGCAGAGCGCAGCCCGUCGACGGGGAGGUGGUCUGGAACCCGAAGGUGACCAGAGCCAUCAGUCAGAAGAUCAAAGGGAAGCUGCAUCAGGCCAGGGUUGUGAUGAGUGUGGGAAAUACUGUCUGGGUUGAUCCUAUGGUGCGCAUGACACGUGUUCCUGGUCUGAAGACCUACAUUAAUGAGUAUAACGUCCAUGCUGAGAUCUUGGCCUCUGGGUUUGGUGUCAAUAAUCCUCAGCAUGUGGACCUGCUGAAGAGAGUUUUCCAGGGAGACGAGAACGCAAACACACUCCAGCACUUGACAGAUGACAGGUUUGAGAGCCCUUCGUCAUCCUCACAGCAGAGAGUUGAGGUUACAGUAGAUGUUCUCACCAGUAGGAUGAAGGAUUUAGUCAGUAGUCAUAAUGUCAUGGACUUCAGCCAGACUCCCAUCAGCCCCCAGAACAACAGUGCUGUCCUGUGCAAUGGAGACCUGAAGGACAGUGAUGUUGAUGAUGAUGAUUCUUCAGAGGGAAGCAUGAAUAUCAUGAGCCCUGAUCUGAAUGGAUUCUCAUCUCUGAACCAGACCAGACCUACCAGCUCUGAAACAGACAAAGAUGAAGCCCUGAACAUCAACAAAUUGCAGACAGUCAAUGAACCACAGAAUUUCCACAAUCCAGCCCCUUUCUCAUUCCAGCCUACCAGUUUUCACCCACAGAUCAAAUGGUUCCAGAGGGGUGAGUUGGUCACGAUCUACAUAAAGCUCAUCAAUCCAGCGAUGCAGAAGUGUGAAUUCCACUCAGACACUGCCAUUUACAGUGGGUACGUGUAUGACCGGCAUUACUAUGCAAAGCUGGAGCUGUCCGGUGACAUCAUCGCAGACGAGUCCUCAUGGGAAAUGAGAUGCAAUGAGCCGGUGAUGAAGCUGAAGAAAAAGGAAAAGCGGGACUGGAGAUCACUCCUCAAACACAAGAGCCUAUUUGUCAGCUAUGAAUUUGACUGCAUUGAUGAGACUCGUGUUUCUUCAGUAAACAGGCACUUGUUCCUGGCUGAGGUGGGAGAGGAGGGCUGUUAUGUCAGCUCUGAGUGCGACAGUGACUGAAGAGGACGGAUCCCAAAUACACAACUCUUGUACAGGCUGCCAUAGACCCCCAUUGGGAAAAAGAAGAAGAAGAAAACGUACAGAUACAAUAGGGG